Messenger RNA from Paralichthys olivaceus (Japanese flounder), 8634 nucleotides. The record is from RefSeq and is a predicted model, not a curated record. NCBI's taxonomy places the organism in Eukaryota, Metazoa, Chordata, Actinopteri, Pleuronectiformes, Paralichthyidae.
AUGGUGAUGGGCUCCAGCCCACCACCCUCCAAGACCCCAUCCACACGGGCGCAGGCGGUGCUUCACCUCGGCUUCGUGCUCAUCAUGGUGGAUGAUGUGGAGGAAGUCCACGCUGCUGUUCUGCCAAUGAUCUGCAACUUCCGGUCAUCAAUAUGUCAGGCCCUGGUCCUGGAGAUUGGGGAAACUGUACAGAUUCUGGAGAAGAGUGAAGGUUGGUACAGAGGCUUUUCCUCCAAGAAGCCUUCUAUCAAGGGGAUUUUCCCAGUCAGCUAUGUCCACUUGAAGAAAUCCACAGUGACCAACAGAGGGUUGUGUGAGACGGUGGUGCCCCUCGAGGACCCUAUCAUCACAGAGACCACCUCCACACUGCAGGAAUGGGGGGUCUUGUGGAAGCAGCUCUACGUGAAACACAAGGUGGAUCUGUUCCAUAAGCUCCGUCAUGUGAUGAACGAGCUCAUCGACCUGCGUCGGCAGCUGAUCCAGGGUCAUCUCGCCCAGGACCAGACUCGUGAGAUCAAGCGGCACAUCACUGUGCGGCUUGACUGGGGCAACGAGCACCUUGGUUUAGACCUUGUUCCCAGAAAGGAGUUUGAAAUGGUGGAUCCAGAUCAGAUCAGCGUAUCUGAACUACACAAACUGCACGUAUCCAGCAGACACUGUGGUCAGCAAAGCACAAAUCAGGGUGACAGCACGAGACAGCGCCAUGGUGACGGUUGCCGUGUCCCUGUGUCGCACCACCUCUUCAUCAAUCUGAAGAGCUUCACUUACAACAGCAUCAGUGAGGACGCAGACGUCUUCUUCUCUCUGUACGACACUCGCGAGGCCAAACAGAUCAGUGAGAAGUUUAUGGUGAAACUGAACAAAAAUGGAGGACCAAAGAAUCCAGAGAAGGUUGAUCGUCUGUGUGCUCUCUUCACGGACCUGAGUAGUAAAGAUUUGAAGAGGGACCUGUACAUCGUUGCACACGUCAUAAGAACUGGUCGUAUGCUGCUGAACGACUCAAAGAAAGGCCCCCCUCAUGUGCAGUACAGGCGACCUUAUGGCUGCGCUGUUCUCGCCAUGAGUGAUGUUUUCCACACCAUCACAGACCUCAAAGAGGAGAAGGACUUUGUGCUCAAAGUUUAUACGUGUAACAAUGAGAACGAGUGGUACCAGAUACACGAGAACAUCAUACGCAAGUCCAACACCAAGUACUCAGCUCCCAGCACCAACUAUGGCCUCAUCAUUUCCCUGCAGCUUCUGCGGGGCGAGCUGGAGCAGAUCAGACGAGAGAACCAGGCUGUGUUCAGCAGGGCCCUGGCACUCACACGCAAACUAGGUUUCCCAGAUGUCAUCCUGCCAGGAGACACACGCAAUGACCUCUAUCUGACCCUUGAGCGUGGCGAGUUUGAAAGAGGCGGCAAGAGCGUCCAGAAGAACAUCGAAGUCACGCUCUACGUGCUCUAUGCUGACGGGGACACGCUCAAAGACUGCAUCAGUUUGGGCAGCGGGGAGCCCAGCAACAGCGAAUAUCGCUCCUUUGUCCUUUACCACAACAACAGCCCUCGCUGGAGCGAGAUGGUCAAGCUGCCCAUUCCCAUAGAUCGUUUCAGAGGGUCCCACCUACGCUUCGAGUUCCGACACUGCUCCACUAAAGACAAAGGGGAGAAAAAACUGUUUGGUUUUGCCUUCACGCCUCUGAUGAGAGAAGAUGGGACCACGCUGUCAGAUGAGAGCCAUGAGCUGUAUGUGUACAAGUGUGAUGAAAACGCCACCUUCAGUAACCAGGGUCUGUAUCUGAGCCUGCCCUGCUGUAAGGAGGACUUCAACAGUUGCCCCAACCUGCCGGCCAACCUGCCCUUCCAGAGAAGCCCCAAAGAGGCCCUCUGGGUGUCCACGAUACUCUGCUCCACCAAACUCACACAAAACGUCGACCUUUUGGCACUUCUGAACUGGAAGGCUCAUCCGGACAGGGUGUUGGACAUCCUCGGUCGACUGCGUCAGAUCAGCGGCGAGGAGAUUGUCAAGUUCUUGCGAGAUGUCCUGGACACACUCUUCUGUCUUUUAGAUGACAACACAGAUAAAUACGGGCCGCUGGUUUUCCAGUCACUGGUGUUCAUCAUCAACUUACUCAGGGAUAGCCGUUUCUACCACUUCAGACCUGUCAUGGACUCCUACAUCCAAAACCAUUUUGCUGGAGCUUUGGCAUACAAAGAGCUGAUUCGAUGUCUGAAGUGGUACAUGGACCGCUCGGCCGAGGUCGUCCGACAGGACCACAUCCAGGAAGCCAUGAGGGCUCUGGAGUACCUGUUCAAGUUCAUCGUCCAGUCUCGUAUCCUGUACUCGAGGGCGACCUGCGGGAUGGAGGAGGAGCAGUUCAGAGCGAGCAUCCAAGAGCUCUUCCAGUCGAUUCGCUUCGUCCUGAGUCUUGACAGCCGCAGCUCAGAGAACCUGGUGUUCACGCAGUUUAGGGGUGUGACCAGCUGCAUGCCUGUCUGUGGUCACGCUAAAGGGCUCUCGUCCAUCUCAGCAGCUCUGUUGAACAGUUUCCCUGAUAUCUUUGAUGAGCUGCUGCAGAUGUUCACUGUUCAGGAGGUGGCUGAAUAUGUCAGGGGCACCCUGGGGAGCAUGCCCAGCACAGUGGACAUUGGCCAGUCUAUGGAUGUAGUCAAACUGCAGUCCAUAGCUCGUACAGUCGAGAGCCGCCUCUUCUUCUUCCCCGAGUCUCGUAGUAUUUUGCUGCCGGUGGUUCUGCAUCAUAUCCACCUGCAUCUGCGCCAGCAGAGGGAGCUGCUCAUCUGUUCUGGUAUCCUCGGCAGCAUCUUUUCUAUAAUCAAGACCAGCUCUAUGGACUCUUCGGUUCAGGAGGAAGUGGAGAUGAUGGUGGAGAGCCUCCUGGACGUGCUGCUGCAGACUCUGCUGUCCAUCAUGAGCAAGUCUCACUCUGUGGAGACGUCCAGAGGACAACGCUGUCCGCAGUGCACCGCCGAGAUAACUGGGGAGUAUGUUUCCUGUCUUCUCUCUCUGCUCCGACAAAUGACAGAGAUCCACUUUCACCAUCUACUGAACAACUUCCACAGCAAGGAGGAGCUGAAGGAGUUCCUGUUGAAGAUCUUCUGUGUGUUUCGCAAUCUGAUGAAACUGACUAUCUUCCCCCGAGACUGGAGCGUCAUGAGGCUUCUAACUAGUCACAUCAUCGUAGUGACAACACAGUUCCUGUCUCCGGCACUCCACAAGAACUUCUCAGAGGCCGAUUUUGAUUUCAAGGUGUGGAACUCCUUCUUCAGUCUCACUGUGCUGUACAUCAACCAGCCCAGUCUGCAGCUGGAGGCACUCGGCCCCGCUAAGAGAAAGAAAGUCCUCGACAAGCAUGGAGACAUGAGAGUGAUGAUGGCGUAUGAGCUCUUCAGCAUGUGGCAAAAAUUAGGUGACAAUAAGCCCCACUUCAUCCCGGGAAUGAUGGGCCCCUUCCUGGGAGUCACCCUCGUCCCUCAAACUGAGGUUCGAAAUAUCAUGAUCCCAAUUUUCCACGACAUGAUGGACUGGGAGCAGAGGAAAAAUGGCAACUUCAAACAGGUGGAAGCGGAGCUGAUGGAUAAGCUGGACAGCAUGGUGUCAGAUGGGAAAGGCGAUGAUAACCACAGAGAGCUCUUCAGCCUUUUGACCCAGCUUUUCGGUCCUUAUCCAAGCCUGCUGGAGAAGAUAGAGCAGGAGACCUGGAGAGAGACGGGGAUCUCAUUCGUCACAUCAGUCACGAGACUUGUCGAGCGAUUACUGGAUUACAGGGACUGCAUGAAAGGAGAUGAGAUGGAGAACAAGAAAAUUGGUGGCUCCGUCAACCUUAUGAACUUCUACAAAUCGGAGGUGAACAAGGAGGACAUGUACAUCCGCUACAUCCACAAGCUGUGUGACCUGCAUCUUCAAGCAGAGGACUUCACAGAGGCAGCGUUCACCCUGCUGUUGUACUGGGAGCUGCUGCAGUGGGAGGACCGGCCCCUGAGGGAUUUCCUCCACUACCCCUGUCAGAGCGAGUGGCAGCGCAAGGAGAACCUGAGUCGUAAAAUCCUCCACUACUUCAACAAGGGGAAGUGCUGGGAAUAUGGAAUCUCUCUCUGCCGGGAGCUCGCUUUCCAGUAUGAGACUUUAUAUGAUUAUCAGAGCCUCAGCUGGAUUCGGAAAAUGGAGGCAGCCUACUAUGACAACAUCAUCGAACAGCAGAGGAUUGAACCUGAGUUUUUCCGAAUGGGUUUCUAUGGCAGGAAGUUUCCUUUCUUCCUCAGGAAUAAGGAGUUUGUCUGUCGUGGUUAUGACUAUGAACGGCUCGAGGACUUCCAGCAAAGGAUGCUGGGGGAGUUCCCACAAGCCAUUGCCAUGCAGCAUCCCAACCAACCCGACGACACCAUCCUGCAGAGCGAUGCUCAGUAUUUGCAGAUCUACGCGGUCACUCCAGUGUCAGACAUCUCUGAUGUGCCUCAGAUGGAGCGUGUGCCGGAGAGGAUCAAGAGCUUCUACCGCAUAAACAAUGUCUGUCGUUUUCACUACGACAGACCUUUCCACAAGGGGCCCAAGGACCGUGAGAAUGAAUUCAGGAGUCUGUGGAUUGAGAGAACCACCCUGAUUCUCUCUCGUCCUCUGCCUGGGAUCUCCCGCUGGGCGGAGGUGGAAAGGAGAGAAGUGGUGGAGGUGAGCCCUCUGGAGAACGCCAUUUAUGUGGUUGAGAAUAAGACCCAGGAGCUGCGGACUCUGAUCAGCCAGUACCAACACAGGCAGCAUCAUGGCAACAUCAACCCGCUCAGCAUGUGCCUCAAUGGGGUCAUAGAUGCCGCCGUGAAUGGAGGCAUCGCCAGAUAUCAGGAGGCCUUCUUUGACAAAGAUUACAUCAGCAGUCACCCAGAGGACACGGAGAGGAUCACACAUCUGAAGGAUCUGAUGCAGGAGCAGGUGCACAUUCUUGGAGUGGGACUGGCGGUUCACGAGAAGCUGGUGCAUCCUGAAAUGCGUCCCCUGCACAAGAAGCUGGUAGAUCAGUUCCACAUGAUGAGGACAGGUUUACACCAUUAUAUGGUUGGGUCCCAGCAGGGUGUGCCCAGCGUGGAUCGGUUUGGCCCCGCAGGCUGUCAAGGGGUCAACUCUUCUCGAGGCAUCCUCUCCUCCCACAGCCACAUGAGCCCUGAGAGCGUGCGUCUCAUACACAGACACAGCCCUCUGAACCUCCAGGGUUCCAUCCGUCACUCGUCGUCCUCCCUGUCGUCUCACACGUCCAGUGAGGCAGGAAACCUCGUCAUAAUGACUGACGGCCUGAUGGGGGAGCACCCAGAGGACGCGCUACACAUGCAGCCGAGCCCCUCCUCCUCCAGCCUGAGCUCAAUCCGCUCCAACUCUUCUCAGAUUAUUAACUCCGCUCCCUCGAGUGCCAGAGGAUCUCCAUCUUUACCUGAUAAGGCCAAACACAACCGAGAGGUAAUGAUACUGUUGCCGUCUCAUCGUGAGAGGGUCAACAACUCCAUGUACUUCAACAUGGCAGAGAACGGACAGAACAACCACAUGCAGCGUGCCUUACUUCAGCAAGUCAGCCCCUGUAAGCCGUGUGCUGAUCCUCACAUGAACCUGCCAGAGAAAGUCUUUCCCAGUGCUCCCAGCAGCUGGAGUCUAGAUGGAGAGAACAGGGAGCAGAUGUCCUACAUGCCAGCCUCUGCUGGAGGGGUAAUCAUGCCCCCUGUCCCACCCAGGUCCUUCCCACCAGGACACUUCCUGAUGCACUGUGAUGCGUACCACCACCAGAACAGCGACCCUCCCCCCGCCCUGCCUGUCCGUUCCCUUCGAAAGUCUCCUCUGCACCCGAUCCCCGGCUCCCCCACCAGUCCUCAGUCAGCUCUGGGGGGGAGUAACUCCACUCUGUCAGGCAGCGCCAGCAGCGGUGUUUCCUCCCUGAGCGAGAGUAACUACGGAGGUCAGUAUCCAGACCCAGGUCCGAUCAGGAACGAUGCCUUGGAGCCUCUUCCCAGCCACCUGUGGUCCCCACCUGACGAGUACCUGGCCUCUCCCUACCUGCACAUCCACUACGGCGGGCCAGAAAUCGACUCCGUUGACCCGGUCCGCCCCUUCCAUUACCGCAGCCCUGCCUCUCACCCGCACACCCAUCCACACCCUCACGCUCAUGCCCACCCGGGGCUGGACAGCCAUUCCCACGGGCCGCCGCCUCACCACCACGCUCCAACCCACGGCCCUCACCACAUCCCUUACCGCAGGCCUCAGCCUCCAGCUGUGCCGCCCAAACCCUACCUGAGAGAGGGCUGCAUCCCAGAGGAGGAGCUGCCCCCUCAGCCCAUCCCGCUGCCCCGCAGGAUCUUCCACUCGCCUCACGGCCACAGAGAGGACCAGGGCAAACACGCCUGGGAGCAGUGCAUCAGCGAGGAGCACGAGGAGACGCAGUGAUGAGGAGGCUCCAGUUUUAUUUCAGUCAGAGCUUUUUCCUCCCUGUCUUUUUUUCCUUUCAUCUGCACUGAGUUAAAGGAGCAGUUACAGAAAAGAGUCCGGCAUGAAUCUUAUGUGUUCGGUCGGUCAACACUUCUCGCUCUCUGCUUUAAUUCCAGUGCACGUGAAAGAAAAAAAACAAAAGAGCGAACCUCGAUGAAUCCACAGUUUGAGGCACAACUGCAGUCACUGCUCCGUGUGGUCUCUUAGAAAUGAUUUGAAGAAAAUGAUCAGUUGAACGAGACAGAUUAACUUUGUUCAAACAUUGAUAUUGAUUGUACACGACUGUACAACUCGUCUGUGAGCAUGUUUUUUUUUUCAUUUGAGAAUAAUACAGCAACAGUUUUGUGAAAUAUGAUGAUCAGAGUCAACAUGAUCCCAGGUGCAGUAUAAGCUCUGAACUCCCUUGAUUUUUUGCUUUUCAUGUCAUUUUCACGACAGGUUAUUAUUCACAGUGAAGUGACUCCUCUGCUUUAAAUGCUUCAUAUAUACGAAUUCUUAUUUUGAUAAAUUUGCUACAUUAUAGUGUUUUCAAAGGCUUAAGUCCAUUAUGUUUUUCAAAACACUGUUAAGUGCUCCUUAAUAGUGAAUCAUAUCAAAUGGCGCACUGUAAUACGUGUUGCUGCUGUGCUGUCAUAUACAGCAGGUCUCUACGGUUGGACUCUCUCCUCACGGACCGGCUUCUCAAGGGAUACGAACUUCAGUCGACAGCAGACUGACGAUUUCCUGUCCGUACCGCGCGUACGGAAACCUACGUGAAUGUAUUCAGAUGAGAUGUUCUAUUCAUAUUGCACAAGCUGCAAUCCUGGUUUUCAGUUAAGUGCUUUAAGUUGAGUCUAUGUUGAAGAAGUCUCUAUUUGUCUAUUUUGUGCGACGAAGAUAUCUUGAGGGGGAUUGAGAGCGUCAAGGCGGACUGAUGGGGAUUGUAGGACAAUGACAGGCAGGUCCUACGAGGACCCCCCACUUCACACCUCGACCUGCUGGACACUAACACCAGUACCGUUCUCUCUCUCUCUCUCUCUCUUCAUUUCCCUCCCAUCUUUUCCUUCUCUGUAUGGUUGUCAGACCAUGCUAAGCAGUGAGGGCUGAGCCUGGACAGUUGCACUGGCAUCUGAUGACACUGUCUAGACCCUCUCCUGCUGAGUGGCCGGUGGAGGGGCCCACUCAGACAGCGUUGGAAUUGCCUACCUGCCUUAAGUGCACUCAAAUGCAGUUUGACCCCCUCAUCCAGACUGUGAGAAGUUCAUUUGGCGAUGGCCUGCUCUCCUUCUCAUUCUGUCCACUGUACCUCCUGAAGGGGAAAAAAAGAUAUCUACCUACAGUAGUGAUGUUUUCGUAUGGUUUCAUCCCGCUUUGGUUUCAGAUUGUCGUUUGGUUUGUUGCGCUAAUAUUUCUUAUUCUGCCUGCGGCUCUUUCUCGAUGUGUGAAAAUUGAUGACGUGUUUAAGAAGAUCGUUGAGGUCCAGACUCAGAGGGAGGUUUACGUUGCGUGGAGCAGAGGAACAGCGCUGUUUAUUGAGUUGUAGUGAUGUUGGAAGGAUAUAGCUAAUAUUUUAACAAUUACUUGUUUUCCUGGUUGUUUUUUUUUGCAGGUGGAUGCUUUGUGUUACUGUACAUCAAGUUGUCAGCUGACUAGACAACAUCUAUUUUUGUAUGUGAGAUCAUCAGUUGUGUGAACCUAUUUCAGACCGAGACAGAAGGCCCAGCUACUGCAGCUGUACUUUGUAUGGAGGUGAACCUGAGGUUAGAUAUAUACAUUAUGUGAGUUUCUCUUGUGAGCUUGACGGCACUGAGGAUAACUGGUGACUGAAGUGAUGCUCAAAAUAUGCGUACAAUAGAGUUUUCAAUGUAAAUUCUGUUAUUGUACAUACGGCAGUAUUGUGAAAUAUUUUUGAGAAUUAUUGCAGACACCCCAAAAAGGUUUAUCAUUGUUUUGUGUAUAUACAUGUACUCCAGAGAUCAAUGUAAUUGAUAAAUAUCUAUAAUCAGUGUUUGAAAAAGGACAAAUCCAUUAGACUAUGGCUGUCUCCACCGUUCUUGACUUUGAGUCUUCUCAUAUAAAUACUUUAUACACUUUUCAAUGUGCUUUCCUGUACAUAUGGUGUUAGCAUGAUCAAACAGUGUUUGGUUGUAAAAGUGGUUUUCCUACUCCCAUAACUGCUGUGGUAUGGAAUUCAUUAAC